AUGGCUCCGGCCGCACCUCAAAUCGCUAGAGCGAAAUUCAUCGCAGCGAAAUACCAAACCUUUGAAAGGGGAGUGAAUGCUCUAGCGGCUUACGUUACUGUUGACCCAGACGCUAUUAACGCCAAUCUACGACUCACUGACUUGAUGACAAAAAAAACCGAACUGGUGAAUCUCAUCGACGAACUGAUUAACAUUGACCCAGAAAAUGAACUCAUAACCUCAUUUGACAAUCUGACCACUCGAUACUAUGACACUGCUACUAUUGUAACCAAACUGUACAACGACGCUCACCAACCACGACCGUUACCCAACCCGUUAGCUAAUUCUACUAUGACUGCCACAAAUAUCACUGUAAGCGAACAACAAUUACGAGCGAGACUUCCAGAGAUUGAUCUCGAAAAGUUUGACGGUUCUCGCGCGAAGUGGGCUUCUUUCAAGAGCCAAUUUACCGCUCUUGUUCACAAUCAAAAUGCACUCUCCAAUGAUGCUAAGGCUCAUUACCUAUUCACGAGCGUGAUAGGCAGCGCCCGCGCUAAGAUCGAUGAGUAUGAGAUGAAUGCGGAAGAUUAUCUCAAUGCGUGGCGAGCUCUCCUCGACUUUUACGAUCACAAGCGUAUCGUAGCCACUCGGCAUCUGAAUGCCGUGCUUGAUCUUCCAAGUCGGAAAGCACAAGGACCAAAAGGAGUUCCAAAGAUUGCCGAAGCCGUGCCUAACGACGUUUUUCCACGUGAGUUCUUCGACAUCCCCAAAAACAUAAAACUAGCAGAUCCUCAGUUUCAUUUACCUAAGUCCAUUGAUGUUUUGCUAUCAUCCGGUGUCACCUUAUCAGUUUUAGCCGUUGGUCAGAUUAAACUCCAACGGGAAAAUUCCGAGAUCAUUUUGCAAAAGACAAGUUUAGGAUGGAUUGUAGCUGGUGGGAGCAUUGACCAGUCAUCUUAUAGUUCUGCGUCUUGUCACAUGGUUAAGUUAGAUAAGCUCAUCGAACGUUUUUGGCUGAUCGAAGAUCUUGAUCAUGAGCCCAAUAAAUCUCGUGAUGAGGUUGCAUGUGAACAACAUUAUAUUACUCACACCCAACGUGAUUCUUCUGGUCGUUAUAUCGUUCGUCUCCCAUUCAGAGACUCCAAAUUUGAUUUAGGUAAUUCUAAGUCUCAAGCUCUCAAACGUUUCGAUUCCCUCCAAGCAAAAUUUGCUAAGAAUCCGUCACUGAAGGUUGAGUAUUCCAAGGUGAUGGAUGAGUAUAUUUCUCUGGGUCACAUGACUCUUUGUGAGGAUAACCAAGAUGGUUAUUUUCUACCCCAUCAUGCAGUCGUAAAGGAAUCUAGUGAGACUACUAAAGUUAGAGUUGUUUUCGACGCCUCUUUUAAAACUUCUACGGGCAUUUCUCUCAAUGAUACGCUCAUGGUAGGCCCAACUAUACAAAACACUAUUUUCGAACAAGUUCUUCGUUUUCGUACUCACUCCUUUGUGAUCACUGCCGACAUCGAAAAGAUGUAUCGUCAGAUUUUAAUUCAUCCCGAUGAUCGAAAAUACCAAAGGAUUCUCUGGUAUCAUGAAGGAGAGGUCAAGACUUUCCAACUCAAUACAGUUACCUUUGGGGUAGCUGCAGCUCCAUUCCUUGCAAUUCGCACCAUUCAACAACUUGCUCGUGACGAGGCCAGAGAUUUUCCAAGAGCUAGUAAAUUACUCUUUCGUGACUUUUAUGUAGACGACUUUAUUUCUGGUUCAAAUACUCUUGAAGAACUUUUGGCAAUUCUUGAUGAAAUGAUAGCUUUGUUGCGUAGAGGAGGUUUCAUCAUUCGAAAAUGGGCUUCAAAUCAUCUAUCUGCUUUGAAUACCAUUGACAAGAAGGUGUUCGAUCUUGACUGUGUUGUCAGAGAAGAUCCCAUUCAGAAAACUUUGGGUAUCGUGUGGGAUUCUCAAAGGGACAUCCUGCAAUAUUCUGUGAGUUGUAUCGACCUUCAAGCUACUUCAACCAAAAGACAGCUUUUGUCUGAAAUCUCAAAGAUAUUUGACCCUUUAGGUUUAUUAGGACCAGUCGUAUUGUUUGCCAAAACCUUGAUUCAGGAUUGCUGGAAGGCCAAGGUUGGCUGGGACGAAUCGCUUCCUCAAGAUAUCCAUACCAAAUGGAAAUCCUUCGUUCUUCAAUCAUCAUCUCUGAAACAGGUCUCGUUUCCUCGUCAAUUUUUAAUUCCAAAUCCAACUAGGAUUGAACUUCAUGGCUUCUGUGAUGCCUGCAACUACGGUUAUGGUGCCUGCUUGUUCUUGAAAUCUGUAGACUCCUCAAAGAACGUGAUAAUUCGCUUAGUUUGUAGUAAAUCUCGAGUCGCUUCCUUGAGCGGCGUGACAAUCCCUCGAUUGGAAUUGUGCGCUGCUUCGGUUCUCAAAAAACUUUACGUCGAUGCUAAGUCUCAAUUCGAUUUUCCAAUUGAUCAAACAAUAUUCUGGUCUGAUUCCACUAUUGUUCUCGCGUGGUUGAAAAGGGCUCCUCAUCUCCUCAGAGUUUUCGAAUCCAACAAGGUUGCUGAUAUUCAAACGUUAGGUGAACAAGUUUCCUGGAGACACGUCCGUUCAGAGGACAACCCUGCAGACGCCCUUUCUAGAGGACAACUACCAGCCGACUUUCUAGAUAACUCACUUUGGACUUCAGGACCAUCUUGGCUUUCUCUGCCUUCACAAGAAUAG
Molecule: messenger RNA, 2682 nt
Organism: Phymastichus coffea
Lineage: Eukaryota; Metazoa; Arthropoda; Insecta; Hymenoptera; Eulophidae
Exons: 2
Coding region: 1-2682 (893 amino acids)
Source: RefSeq, a predicted model, not a curated record